Molecule: messenger RNA, 3019 nt
Organism: Raphanus sativus (radish)
Lineage: Eukaryota; Viridiplantae; Streptophyta; Magnoliopsida; Brassicales; Brassicaceae
Product: glycosyltransferase 6
Exons: 1
Coding region: 1651-2958 (435 amino acids)
Cellular component (GO): membrane; endosome; trans-Golgi network
Molecular function (GO): galactosyltransferase activity
Source: RefSeq, a predicted model, not a curated record
CAAAAUGUACAAGAUGCCCCAAUGUCAAAAUUCAAUAAUCUUUUUUUUGUCAUCGAUUUUUACAGAAUUCAAUAAUUUAUAAAAAAAAUUACAACAAACAAAAACAUAUAAUCAUGUAGAACAUAUAUCUGCGCGAAAAGCUAGUAUUUAUGAAUAAGCUAGUUUUAUAUGUCGACCGAUUUCAGGAUCUUAUUCGAAAUAAGAAAUGAUUUGGUGUCAAUAAUCUUGAUUUCUAUUUUUCUUACCAUACAUUUUAGUUGACUAAUUCACCUCAAAUCUAAGCUAAUAACCCCAAAAUCAAUAUCAACUUAAGAUACAUCUAAAGCUGUUUUUUAGAGUUUUUACUUUUAACUGCGCAAAUAGGCUAUGUUGUAGUUUUAAUAUUUUGAGGUUUUCUCAUUUUCCAUCAUCAUCAGCGUCGAUGGGAAAGCAAGGCGGUGCAAAGACCAGAACCGAUGUCUGUUUCUCAGAUGGAAUCAUCUUCUUCGCUGGAGCCUUCAUGUCUCUAAUUCUCGUCUGGUCCUACUUCUCAAUUUUUUCACCUUCCUCUAAUUUCACUUUAUUUCGACAAAACACCGAACCAAUCAAAUGCUCCGGAGAUUUUUUGAUGUUUCAAAAUAUAAAAUGUUUUGAUACUUUUAAAGUAUUUUAAUUUUAUAGAAAAUUUGUUAACCAAUAAUAGUUUACUACAUAUUUAUAAUUAGAUAAUUUAUAUUUAAUUUAUAUUAUUUAAUGAUAUUAUAUUCUAAAAAGUAAAUUUCUUAAUUAUUGUGCAUUCAAGCAAAACUUGGGUUACUUUUUCAAAAUUGAUUUAUUAUUUUGCCCUAGAGUUAAAAAAAAUUCUAGAUCUGCCACUAAGAAGAUAGGUAACUUGGGUUACUUUUUCAAAAUUGAUUUAUUAUUUUGCCCUAGAGUUAAAAAAAAUUCUAGAUCUGCCACUAAGAAGAUAGGUGUCUUUGAUGGAUACAGAGCUCUGUUUUCAUGGUUGACUUUUUCAACUUUUGUUAGGUAAAAAGGAAAAAAGAAAGAUAGGAGAUUGGGUAACAAAAUCGAAAACAUUGAAAACUAAGAUGGAUCCUGGCCUGAAAAUGCUGAAAACCUGAAACUGUGGAUAAUCUUAUCUUAGGCCCAAAAUCACCACUUUAUGUAUAUAUUACAUUGUAUAACUAUAUAUAAAUAAAUUGUCGUAAAAAAUCUAUAUAAAUUAAUUAAGCAAAUAACCAUGAAAAUUAAUUCAUUACAAAGGUUUGCUUACUAUUUAAUUUACUCAAUAGUGACCUUUAAUGAUCAUUCUUAUUUUGGAGAUGAUGCUACAAAUUAUAUGUAUUGGUAUCUAUAUAUAGAGCUUAUCUUUUUAUCAGUGGAAACUGCAUUGUAAGGAAACUUAUUUAUGAAUAAGCUAGUUUUAUAUGUCUUUUGAUUUCAGGAUUUUACUCUAAAUAAGAAAAGAUUUUCUGUCAAUAAUCUUAAUUUCUAUUUUUCAAACCCAUACAUUUAGUUGACCAAUUCACCUCACAUCUAAGCUAAUAACUUGCAAUACAUCUAAAGCUGUUUUUCAGAGUUUUACUUUACCACCCAAAUCGGCUACGUUGUAGUUUUAAUACUUUUCACAGUUAGAGGUUCUCCCAUUUUCCAUCUUCAUCAUCAUCUAUGGGAAAGCACGUCGGUGCAAAGACCAGAACCUCUGUCUGUAUCUCAGAUGGAGCUGUCUUCUUUGCCGGAGCUUUCAUGUCUCUAACUCUCGUUUGGUCUUACUUCUCAAUCUUUUCACCUUCCUCCAAUUUCACCUUAUUUCGACGAGACAACGAACCGAUUAAAUGCUCCGGUUUCGACAUGCAAUCCGACCCGGAAGAUCCCGGUUUUUACGACGAUCCGGACCUAAGCUACUCCAUCGAGAGACCAAUCACGGGAUGGGACGAGAAACGGAAGCAAUGGCUCGAAUCUCACCCCUCGUUCAAACCCGGUUCGGAAAACCGGAUCGUGAUGGUAACCGGUUCUCAACCGGCUCCGUGUAAAAACCCGAUCGGAGACCACCUACUGCUCCGUUGCUUCAAGAACAAAGUCGACUACUGCCGAAUCCACGGCCACGACAUCUUCUACGGCAACUCUCUGCUUCACCCCAAGAUGAAUUCGUAUUGGGCGAAGCUCCCGGCGGUUAAGGCGGCGAUGCUCGCUCACCCCGAGGCCGAGUGGAUUUGGUGGGUCGACUCCGACGCUAUUUUCACCGAUAUGGAGUUCACGCCGCCGUUGCACCGUUACCGUUAUCACAAUCUCGUCGUUCACGGUUGGCCGAGUAUUAUUUACGAUAAACAGAGUUGGACGGCCGUUAACGCCGGCGUUUUCCUUAUUAGAAACUGCCAAUGGUCGAUGGAGUUAAUUGACACGUGGAAGAGUAUGGGCCCGGUGAGUCCGGACUACGCUAAGUGGGGUCCGAUCCAACGGUCUAUAUUUAAAGAUAAGCUGUUUCCCGAGUCGGAUGAUCAGACGGCUCUGAUUUAUUUGCUGUAUAAACACAAAGAGGUGUAUUACCCUAAGAUAUACCUCGAAGCAGAGUAUUAUUUCCAAGGGUAUUGGAUCGGUGUCGUCGGGGGUUUCUUCGCUAACGUGACGGAGCGGUAUCUCGAGAUGGAGCGAGAAGAGGCCACGUUGCGGAGACGGCACGCGGAGAAGGUGAGCGAGCGAUACGGUGCGUUUAGAGAGGAGAGGUUUUUGAAAGGCGAGUUUGGAGGGAGAGGGAGUCGCCGGAGAGCGUUCGUGACGCAUUUCACGGGCUGUCAGCCUUGUAGUGGGGACCAUAAUCCGAGUUACGAUGGUGACACGUGUUGGAAUGAGAUGAUCAGAGCCCUUAAUUUCGCUGAUAAUCAGGUGAUGCGCGCGUACGGGUACGUUCAUACUGAUCUCAGUAAGACUUCUCCUCUCCAACCUCUGCCGUUCGAUUAUCCUGAUGAGACGUGGUGAUUUUUGUUGUAUGGUUUAAUUUUGUAGUUAUUAUAAAUGGUUUGGAAUAUUUUCUAGUUCA